Cyclopterus lumpus (lumpfish) is the source of this 1526-nucleotide messenger RNA. RefSeq names its product WD repeat domain containing 83 (gene wdr83). Gene Ontology annotation, cellular component: catalytic step 2 spliceosome. The transcript is spliced from 10 exons. Gene Ontology annotation, biological process: mRNA splicing, via spliceosome. The coding region runs from base 406 to 1359 and encodes 317 amino acids. The record is from RefSeq and is a predicted model, not a curated record. NCBI's taxonomy places the organism in Eukaryota, Metazoa, Chordata, Actinopteri, Perciformes, Cyclopteridae. Gene Ontology annotation, molecular function: protein binding.
AGCGUGCAUUGCGCGGUACCAGCGAACAAGACGGGUGACAUGAAUGGAAGAAGCGGUUAACGGCCACAGACACGGAAUAACGUUGUUAUAAAUACAGUUAUUUGUCGUAUUAACUGCAACAAGAAUAACAACAUGGCCCCCGGCUGAAAUUUAACUCACAAUUUAAGCGGAACGGGGGAAAAAAACUAACGUUACUGUGAGUAGGAAGUGACGAACGUGAGCAGCCGUAAAACAUACUAGUUCUGUCGUAAAUUAGUCCACUGUCGUAAAUAGUCCAGUCGAAAUUCGUCCCACUGCCGAAGCCAAUAACUGUAUUACAAUGUAAUGUAACGUUAUACGGUAGUUUGCUUUUAUAAUACUUUUAAUGUGCAUUCCUUUUCACGUGGAAAUAAAUAAGGUUAAGUCAUGUCGUUCCCUCAGCCCAGACCUCAGGCCCCUCAGCUCCCGAAGCAUCUGCUCAGGACCAUAGACUGUCAGCAAGGAGCAGUCAGGGCGGUUCGCUUCAACGCCGACGGGAACUACCUUCUGUCCUGCGGCAGCGACAAGUCCCUGAAGCUGUGGAGCGUGAGCCGCGGCACGCUGCUGAAGACCUACAGCGGCCACGGCUACGAGGUCCUGGACGCCGACGGUUCCUACGACAACAGCCAGCUUUGCUCCUGCAGCUCUGAUAAGUCGUUGAUCCUGUGGGACGUCGCCACGGCCCAGGUCACGCGCAAGCUCAGAGGUCACGCCGGGAAAGUCAACUGUGUCCAGUUCAACGAGGAGGCCACCGUCAUCUUGUCUGGGUCCCUCGAUGGGACCGUCCGGUGCUGGGACACGAGGUCCAGGCGGUUCGAGCCCAUCCAGGUCCUCGAUGAGGCUCGGGACAGCGUCAGCAGCCUGAAGGUGGUGCAGCACGAGCUGCUCACCGGGUCGGUGGACGGCCGCGUGCGGCGCUAUGACCUGCGGAUGGGGGAGCUGCACGUGGACUUCGUCAGCAGUCCCAUCACGUGCGUGUGCUUCAGUCAGGACGGUCAGUGCACCCUGAGCUCCAGUCUGGAUUCAACCGUCCGGCUGCUGGACAAGAGCACCGGGGAGAUGCUGGGGGAGUUCACGGGACACAAGAUGAAGGGCUACAAGCUGGACUGCUGCCUGUCGGCCAAAGACACCCACGUCCUGAGCUGCUCGGAGGACGGGCACGUCUACUGCUGGGACCUGGUGGAGGGGUCGUUGUCCCUGAAGCUGCCGGUGGGGAAAGCCGUCGUCCAGUCGCUGUCCUUCCACCCGACGGAGACCUGCCUCCUCACGGCCAUGGAGGGGCGUGUCCAGGUGUGGGGGGUGGAGCCAGAGGAGACGGAGGAGGACGCGAUGGCCACGUAGAGAUGUGUGUGUGUGUGUGUGUGUGUGUGGGGGGCGCUACAUUUGAGAGCCGUCAUGUUGCCGUCUGUGAACAUUUAAAACCUCACAUCUCUGAUUUUUGUAACGUAUAUUUUUUUUAGUGAAUAAACUUCUUGUGUAAAUGUCGCCCUCUUCGCUCUAAUAAUCGA